ACCCCGCUCAUUCUUCUCGCCUCCCUCCCAUGAUGUCCAAUGUUGAAUUUCUAGAGAGGUUGUCAAAGAGUACGAGGUUGUCUUUCGAACGGCGAACGAAACAUAGUGGCGCAAGCGCAAGCGAACUACAAAGUAUAUUUUAACGUGAUUGUUUAGUGUUAAGGUGUAAAUAUUGGCUUAAGAUGUGAUGAUAUGUGGAGAGGCAAUGGCAAGCAAGUGAAUUAUGCUUAUAUCAUGUGGAACCGUAGGCUACGAAGAGGAGAAAGUGUUGUGUGAAAUCAAAGAGUCGCCUUCAAUGAUGUGGAAGAGGUCGAUUGCACAAGCUGGGUGUGCGCGCGCCGCGGCCCUGGCUCUGGCGCUGGCGCUCACUGCCAGCGUGCUGGGGCAGGCGCAGGGCGCGGACCUCGUGAUCGAGAUCCCGAGUUCGGGACUGGAAGGCGGCGCCGAGGAGGGCCACUACCGACUCGACUACCGCCCGCCGCACGGCAGCCCGCCGCCAAACCACACAGUGCCCGCGCGGGCCUCCACUAUUAACUUCCAGGGCUUACCCGGUACCAAAUACCAUUUCAUGCUUUACUACUCCAACGCCACGUUCGCCGAUCUACUCACCUGGAAUCAGACCAUCAUCACAGCACCGGAGCCGCCGACCAACCUGACGGUGACGCUGGGGCGCAACAAGCAGGCGACGAUCGCGUGGUCGCCGCCGGCACACGGCGACUACACCGGCUUCCGGUUCAAAGUGAUCCCGCUGACAGAGCGCGCCGAGGGCGGCGCGCGCAACAUCUCUGUGGAGGGUGCCGGCAACUGGACGUACACCCUGCGCGACCUCUCGCCUGGCGCCACCUAUCAACUUCACGCCUUCACGCUGCUGCACGACAAAGAGAGCGCCGCCUAUGCCUCGCGCAACUUCACCACCAAGCCGAAUACACCGGGCAAGUUCAUCGUGUGGUUCCGUAACGAGACCACGCUGCUGGUUCUGUGGCAGCCGCCCUACCCGCCCGGCGCCUACACGCAUUACAAGGUAUGUACCAGUCUUACGCGCCUCCGACUCCGCUCCGGCCUUCUACUACACAUUCAAACUUCAUAGGAAUUAAUGAAUAGAUUCAGGCGUUAC
Hyposmocoma kahamanoa is the source of this 1114-nucleotide messenger RNA. RefSeq names its product tyrosine-protein phosphatase 10D-like. Gene Ontology annotation, molecular function: protein binding. NCBI's taxonomy places the organism in Eukaryota, Metazoa, Arthropoda, Insecta, Lepidoptera, Cosmopterigidae. The transcript is spliced from 4 exons. The coding region runs from base 224 to 1087 and encodes 287 amino acids. The record is from RefSeq and is a predicted model, not a curated record.